AUGCAAUGGGCUCUGAGCAAUUAUGGUGGGAAAGGCGGGCAAUCUAAUCUGGUUAGGCUUGCCCUUAUAGAAACUCCUCAUGAGAUCUGGCUUUAUAGAAACGAAGCCUGUUUUAAUCAUAGAACUGAUAAUAGGAAUUGCCUUGAUAGAAUUAUUUACAAUAUAAUGUAUAGAGGGUGGACUAGUCCAAAGCUUAGACCACGUAUAGCUAGGUUUAUUUUGCCUUAA
Molecule: messenger RNA, 228 nt
Organism: Lathyrus sativus (Indian pea)
Lineage: Eukaryota; Viridiplantae; Streptophyta; Magnoliopsida; Fabales; Fabaceae
Source: the annotation of a GenBank genome assembly